This is a messenger RNA of Stegastes partitus (bicolor damselfish), 3713 nucleotides long. Its product is annotated as F-box/WD repeat-containing protein 7-like. The record is from RefSeq and is a predicted model, not a curated record. Gene Ontology annotation, biological process: proteasome-mediated ubiquitin-dependent protein catabolic process; ubiquitin recycling. Gene Ontology annotation, cellular component: cytoplasm; nucleus. The transcript is spliced from 10 exons. Bases 1 to 1446 code for a protein of 481 amino acids. Lineage: Eukaryota; Metazoa; Chordata; Actinopteri; Pomacentridae. Gene Ontology annotation, molecular function: ubiquitin binding.
AUGACCUUUCACCUUCUCUUCUUGGCUCCGCCCCUCCUGCAGAUGUGGAGUGGUCCUGAGAGGCUGUUGGCUCUGGACGAGUUGAUUGACAGGUGUGAGACGAGUCAGGUGAAGCACGUGAUGCAGGUGAUCGAGCCUCAGUUCCAGAGAGACUUCAUAUCGCUGCUGCCCAAAGAGUUGGCGCUGUACGUGUUGACCUUCCUGCCUCCCAGAGACCUGCUGCAGGCCGCUCAGACCUGCCGGUACUGGAGGGUCCUGGCCGAAGACAACCUGCUGUGGAGGGAGAAGUGCCGCGAGGAGGGUAUAUCAGACUGUGAAUCAUCUCGGCGCAGGAGAUGCGCGGCUGCGUUCAGUCCGUGGAAGUCGGCCUACAUCCGGCAGCACCGCAUAGAGACCAACUGGAGGCAGGGCGACUCCGGGGAGCCGAUGGUGCUGAAAGGUCACGACGACCACGUGAUCACCUGUCUGCAGUUCAGCGGCGACCUCAUCGUCAGCGGCUCCGAUGACAACACGCUCAAAGUGUGGUCGGCCGUCAGCGGAAAGUGUUUGCGGACGCUGACCGGUCACUCCGGUGGCGUCUGGUGCAGUCAGAUGAGCGUUUCCAUGGUGAUCAGCGGCUCCACCGACCGGACGCUGCGUGUUUGGGACGCUGAGAGCGGCGAGUGUGUUCACACGCUGUACGGACACACGUCCACCGUGCGCUGCAUGCAUCUCCACGGCAACCGGGUGGUGUCGGGUUCCCGCGACACGACGCUCAGAGUGUGGGACACGGCCACGGGUCGCUGCCAGCACGUGCUGACGGGUCACGUGGCGGCGGUUCGCUGCGUUCAGUUCGACGGACGCCGCGUGGUGUCGGGAGGAUAUGACUUCAUGGUGAAGGUGUGGGAUCCCGACAACGAGGUGUGUCUGCACACGCUGCAAGGACACACAAACAGAGUGUACUCACUGCAGUUUGACGGUGUGUUUGUGGUGAGCGGUUCAUUGGACACGUCCAUCAGAGUUUGGGACGCAGAGACAGGUAACUGUGUCCACACUCUGACUGGUCACCAGUCUUUGACCAGUGGGAUGGAGCUCCGAGACAACGUCCUGGUGUCUGGAAACGCCGACUCCACCGUCAGAGUGUGGGAUGUCCGGACAGGACAGUGUCUCCACACACUGCAAGGACCCAACAAACACCAGUCGGCCGUGACCUGCCUGCAGUUCUGUAGAGGUCUGGUUCUGUCCAGCUCUGACGACGGGACGGUCAAACUGUGGGACCUGCAGACCGGAGCCUGGCUGAGGGACGUGGUGGCGCUGCAGAGCCGGGGAUCAGGUGGCGUGGUGUGGCGAAUCCGAGCGUCCGACACUCGGCUGGUGUGCGCCGCUGGCAGCAGGAACGGCACUGAGGAGACCAAGCUGCUGGUGCUGGACUUCGAUGUGGAUGACAAGAAGAAGGAGACGGACUGAGAAGGUCGAAAAGGAGAAGCUGCUGAUGACCAAAGUCACGACUGCUGUGGAUGUGAAGAGCCUGCUGAUUGGCUGGUAGAUGGACAGAAUAAAAACGUGAUGGACGAGUGUCUGAAGCUCUGACCAAAGCUGGGAUGGUUUCUAUGGCGACGCACUGGUCUCCGUCAGAAGAUGUGUUGCUGAAUGUAGGACUGAGGAGGCUUUUCCUGCUGCUGAACCAACCAGGAGGCCGACGGCGCUGUUUGAUCACCAGAUCUACCGAAUCCUGACGUCUGAAGACACUCAUGCAGCUUUUAGAGGCAACAGAGACGAGUGCUGCUGCAGAUGGUUCCACUUUCUUCUCAGUUCGACAGUUUGCAGCUCAUCUGCGUCAUCUCUUUUGCUCAGAACCUCACGGCUGGACCUGGCGGUGGUGCAAACACUCCUGAAAUCUGGGAAUCAAAGCUUUGUUUUCCCUUCGUGCAAUGAGGGAGGAUAGAAAUGUAGCAGAGCCUCACACCUGCAGCCGAGUUCAGCUGAUUUUAACAGCAGAAACAGAAUCUCUGCAAACUGCUUCAGGUUCUGUUUGAAUCAUUUGCACUUUCAUUUGGAAAUCGUGAGUCAACGUUGCCAAAGGUGAGAUUAAAAGCAAAACGUUUUAUUAAAGGUGGAACAGAAACCGUCACUGAACAUGUGAUCAUGAAACACAAAAGCUGUCAGUGGGUUUGAAAAGCAUCUCAUCUUUAAAAAGCACCAAAAUGACACCAUUGAUCGCAAACUGUUGGAAAGAACAUAAAAAAAACCCCAAAAGAAACUGUGAAACUUGUCUCUAUCACAUGGAUUCGGUUGUGUUGUGUGGUCAGAAGGUGGCGCUGUAGGCUGCAUCAACUGCAAUAAACAGAGGAGAAGAAGACUAACAAACCCAGAAGAAGAAACAAACUAAACUCUGUCAUCUACAAAGUUAAAAGGCAGAGUCCAGGAACUGUUUCUGCUCAGAACCGCCGUCGGUGCUGCUGCAGAGCUAAAGUUCAGGUUUCGAUGUUUCAUCCUCCACACGGCUGUUCGUCUGUCGGGUUCCUCGUCGUUUCAUUCUCUGAUGACGUCUGAACUAAACUAAAUAUUGAGCCGACUUCUCUUUCACCUGAACUUCUUUCCCUUCUUCUGCGAUCAUUCAAACUCAGCGGCAGGUUUAGUUUUGUUGCACCAACUUGUAAAUGUUUGUAGAAGCUGGUGGGCAGAUGUGCAGGUGUGGAUCCCAUCUGCAGGUGUUUCAGGUGCGUUACACAGUGACACAGUGUGAAUGUACAGAUUGAGGUCCCAGUUUUUCUUUUUUUAAUUUGCACUUAAAAAGGAACAAAAUCUCAGUUUUAUUGACCUGAAGGCUGUUUGUGUGGAUUAGAGACCUGAAGGUCGAGAUGGAUCGAUUGUUGUGUGACGUAUCGGUGUUCGUGUGAGCGAGGCCUGAAGUCCGGAUGCUUUGUGACGUUUUUCUGGGGGGAAGUUAAACCAACAGGUGGGAGGUUUGCAUCUGCUGCUUUGUGGUUUCUCCGAACACCAAAUCAGUCGAGUUUAAAUCAGUGAUCUGGGAUUUUAUUUGAAACACUGACGCUGCUGAAUGUAAACUCACAGUUUGGUUGAUUGUGCCGACUGAUGGAUGGUUCAUAUAGAAUUACUAUAAUUAUAAUGUAUAUUUAUAUAUAAAUUACAAAACAUUCCUUCACUCUAGUUUGUAAAGUGUUGGUUUUGUUCUUACGUGACAUGAAGGUGGAGGACAGCGGAAGCUUCAUGCCGUCAUGUUUCUGUAGCUUUUCUUCAUUUUCUUUGCUCCAGCUGAGCUGAAGUCAAAGAAACACAGAAGACAGUGAAUCCUGCUUACAUCCGAAACAUGUCGUCACGGUGACACUUUCUGGCAUUGAAGUGGAGAAAAACAUCAUUUUUUAGAAAUACUUUUUUGCCCAGUCGUAGAAGAUCUUUGAUUCCUCACACGAAGGUCACUCCACAUGUUUUCCUCAGCUUAUGAAAUAUUUAAAAAAAGAUAAAUAAUUUAAACAACUCCUUUUAGCAGAUAUUAAUCCAAUAAGCUGCUGUUGCCAGGCAACACCUCCAGCCAAUAGCAGAGGUCUGGGUGAUGUUUCCACGGCAACAGGUGCAUCUGAGGCAGCAGAGGUGAAGCUGAGCAGGUGAGAGGCUCUGAAUCCUGUAACAUCCUGUAAAUAGUGACGAUGUACAUACCAGCUUUUAUAAAGACAGCCAUGACGAUGAAACAAUAAAGAGGAAUUUUACAAAAA